UCAGCUCUUGUUGUCUCUGCUUCAUUGUGAAAUCGUCUCUCGAGAGAAAUAGUAGUCCGUGUCUCUGUGAAAAGUAUUCGAAAACUUAAAUUUUCAAUUUUUUCUUUUCGUCACGCUCUGAUCAACAAGAAGUAAAAUGGCUCGUACCAAGCAGACAGCUCGUAAAUCAACUGGAGGUAAAGCUCCUCGCAAGCAGCUGGCUACCAAGGCUGCCCGUAAGUCGGCGCCAUCUAGCGGUGGAGUUAAGAAGCCCCAUCGUUAUCGUCCUGGUACCGUCGCUCUUCGUGAGAUCCGUCGUUACCAGAAGUCCACUGAGUUGCUUAUCCGCAAGCUGCCCUUCCAGCGUUUGGUGCGUGAAAUCGCCCAGGAUUUCAAGACCGAUUUGCGUUUCCAGUCGGCUGCCAUUGGCGCCCUGCAGGAAGCAUCUGAGGCCUAUUUGGUUGGCUUGUUUGAGGACACCAACUUGUGCGCCAUUCACGCCAAGCGUGUGACCAUUAUGCCCAAGGAUAUUCAGUUGGCGCGUCGCAUUCGUGGCGAGCGUGCUUAAGAAGGAGGAGGUUAUAUCGUUAAAACACAAACAAACACAACAAUUACAACCACAACACACAAAACAAAUCACAUUCUUCAUAUAUUACAUCAAUUCUUGUGCUUACAACAAGUUUGUCGCAAGGUUCGAAAAGCACAACAUCAAAAUGAAGCGGAAAAACACAACAUCAACAAUUUAACAAUAUUUGUCAAUUUAAGCUUGAUUUCAUUAUAACUUUCGCCAGCGUUAUGUGUAACAUUCAUAUGUCUAAAUAUAUACCUGAAUGUAUUUCCGACUAUAUAAUGUAGUCAUAUGUAGUAAUGCAGUUGUAAAACAGAUAAUUUGUUUUAAAAAUGCAUCACUGUAUAUAUGCUGAAUAUAUUUGUGUGUAUAUCCAGAUCAUAUAGGCUUAUAGAAAAGCGCGCGUGCGAAGGCAAAAACAACAUAAUCUAUAUAUGAAUAUUAUAAUUAAUAACUGUAAUUCUUAUCAUUAUUAUUAUUAUUGCUAUUAUAAAUAUGUAUAUUAGUUCAUAAGUUUGUGUGUCGCCCGCUGCUCGCCUUGCAUUUUGAAUAACGUGCCACGUGCAACGAGUUGCCAUUAGAAGAGUUGCACUCUAAACUGUAUGCGGCGCAAUGGUCAAACAAGCAUCCGAAUGAAGCCACUGUGUGGCAGCGCAGACCGCAAAGUGACGUGCAACGCAAACAAAAUUUGGAUUCACGUUUGCUUGCCACAAGACGCAACGCCAACAGCGGGCGGCCAGGCUGAUCAGACAACAACAUCUCCGUCCAAAUUGGCCAACAAACAGCGAAAAAAAACAUCAGAAAUGAGUACACAUAAAAAGCGAAAAAGAAGAAAGCUGCAUCUAUAUAUAUAUCUAUAUAUAUUAUUAUUAUUUUUACUAUUAUUACAUCUUUUUUUCCACUUAAUCUAACAUAAUUUUUGAGUAAACACACACACACAACUUAACAUAUAAUACUAAAAAUAUAUAUAUAAAUGUAACGAAAGAAGAUAUGAAGAAGAAAAAAACCAUUUGGAUUGGGCCCAUCUGGGGCCGUGGUAGUUGAUUAAAUAAGUUUUAGAUUUAAAUGCAUUUUAUACGUUUAGACAAGAUUAUAACCACAACAACAACAUUAAAAAAACAAUCAAUAUUUACAACAAGAGAAAAAAAAGUAAUACAAAUGCAAAGCACAUUUUUGAGAAUAGAACUUAAAAUCAAACCAUCAUCUCAAUAAAAACAACUUGUAAUAGAAUUCUCUUAAAAUAAUAUAUUCAAAAUGUGAAACACGAUCCGAUGUGAGAUCAUCUGUAUCUAUUCAAUAUAUAUAUUGUAAUACACGCAAGUAAUUCAUACGAUAUAUUAACUUGACAAAUAACCCCUCCAAUAAUAAUAAACCAAAAGUACAGAGAUUUACAUUGUUUUGUUGCAUUCAACAACAUACAACAAAAAUGAAGAAAAACGAAAAAAAAAACAAAAAAAAUUGCUGUUUUAAAUAACAUUGAAAUCCAUCUUCAAUAGAACAUGCAGACAAAAAUCCCUAAAAAAAAAAUAAAAAAAAUUAAAUAAACGGUUUUUUCUAGAGAAAAAACCAAAAAAUACAAA
Molecule: messenger RNA, 2127 nt
Organism: Drosophila albomicans
Lineage: Eukaryota; Metazoa; Arthropoda; Insecta; Diptera; Drosophilidae
Product: histone H3.3A-like
Exons: 3
Coding region: 137-547 (136 amino acids)
Cellular component (GO): nucleosome
Molecular function (GO): structural constituent of chromatin; DNA binding; protein heterodimerization activity
Source: RefSeq, a predicted model, not a curated record